AUCAUUUUAUGUCAAACGUGUUUCUUUCUGUUCUAAUUGUCAAAAACCGGCGAUAGAUGCAUUUUCUAUAAAUUUUGCUAAUUUUUAAUAGAAUAGAAAAGUGUGAAUAUAUAAUCAGAGUGAAAUCUGAUUUAUUAGAUAAUAGAAAUGUAUUUUCAUGGCCUAUUCUUGUUAUUACUAAGUACACUAGCACUAAGCAAUGGGAACACUCUGCAAGGCACCAUAGACAUCAAAAGACUGCAGAAUAUACUUCAGGAAAAUGUGAAGAGCAAAGAUAUCACUGCUCUGUAUUACUCUAUUAAAGGGCUGGCAGAGUUAAACGCUGAUAUUCCUAACAUUUGUGAGAAUCUCAAAACCAUCAAAUAUGAUACCAAGAACAUUGAGCAAGUGUUCCAAUUGGCCAACGCAGCGGCCAUCUCCAACUGCCAGAACUCUUUGAAACCGGACGUCAUCAACCCAGCCACCCAGCUGUUGGAGAAGAAGGAUGCCACCAUACCUGAUAUCUACCAUGCUGUGUAUACUCUGAGGGCUUUUGGUAAAGGCUCAGUAUAUGAUAAGGAAGAUGCCUUGAAGAACCUUAUUCAAUUGUUGAAGAAGGAUGAUUCUCCAGCUAACUAUGGCUACGUGUUCGCGCUAUGCGAGCACAUGGGCUGCGGCGCGUGGACGGCGUCCCACGCUGAGGGCGUGCUGCUGGCGGCUGACGAGAGCGACUCCAAAGCACUGCACUUUGAGGGAGGCCUGCCCGUCACUGCUAACCUGCUUGGUAGUAUUCAAAGGACUUACAAAAACCUGAAGAAGCCAUCUCCCCUGACUGAGGAGCAGAGGUACAAGUUCGCCGAGUACCUGCUGUCCAGGAGAUCAGUUAACACACCUAAGGGUGCCUCCUUGUUAAUCGAAGCCGCCACCGCUCUCGCUGACGAUGUGCCAUCGCCCAUCAGCAUCGCAAUCAAAGGCAAGAAGUACAUCACCUCCGACUCAGAUACCAUCGAGUUCUCAAUCUCCGACCUCAUUGGUCGUCCCGUCAAGUUCCUGAAGCCCGAAGAAGUGGUCGCUCAAUCUGGCACUCGCCUAGCUGAUGACGUCGUUGUCCUAUCUAAACAACCCCUAACACAGAAAGCUAACGAACCAACGACUUUCGUCCUUAACCUUAGCAAGAUUAAGGCUCAAUAUGGCUUGUACAAGAUAGCGUUAAGCGCUGGAACAAAGACAGCUAAUGUGAAUGUAGCAGUUUUGGGUGAGAUCCAAGUGACCAGUGUGGAAGUUGGUAUCGGCGAUGUGGAUGGAACUACGAGCCCUAAGUUGACGACUGUGGCUUAUCCUAAUAAGCUGACUGAGAAGCUCCAGGCUGAUCAUUUGCAGAAGGUAACGCUAAAAUUCAGCGUGCGCGACAAAUACAACAAGGCAGUGUUGGUACAGCAAGCGUUCGUACGAGUCGCCACCGCUUCAGGAGACCACGAGACCAUCUUCGUGGCAGAGCCUGAUAAUGCUAAGGCUUACAAAGUCGAACUUAACGUGGGCGGCAUCGCCAAGCACCUGAACUUCGUGUCGGGCGGCUACUCGCUGACGAUGUACCUGGGCGACAGCGCCGUGUCCAACCCCAUCGCGUGGCACAUCGGAGAGGUGCUCUUCAACUUCGGCAAGGACGCUAAUGCUGUUGGUGCCCCAGUAACGUCAGCGCCGGCCACGUACCGCGGCCUGCUGCCCGAGAUCGCGCACAUCUUCCGCUCGCCCGAGGCGCGGCCGCCGCGGCUGGUGUCGGACGUGUUCGCGGCCGCCUGCGCCGCGCCGCUGCUGCUGCUGCUGCUGCUGUGGGCGCGGCUCGGCCUCAACAUGAGGAACUUCCCUCUCACGCCCAGUGCGCUGGUCUUCCAUGUCGCUUUGGGAGCUUCCCUCGGCCUGUACGGCGUGCUAUGGCUGCAGCUGUCGAUGUUCGACACGAUGCGCUACCUGCUGCCGCUGGGCGCGCUCACCUUCCUGUCGGGGCACCGCCUGCUGCGCCGCCUCGCACACGACAAGGCCACGCGCUAAGCAUCAUGUAUCUGUAGUACGACCAGUGUGUCUUGGCCAUUGUGGUAGACGAAGUUCAUGAGUCCAUCUACAUUUCCUAAAUUCACGAGAAUAUUGCUCGAUAUGUAUAUGUUAGGUCACAUUUGUUCGCAAUAUUUUCUCUACUGCGCACACAAGGUCUUAUGCCAAGGUAUUAUGGUCAUACUAUACGUAUACAAUACAUAGUUACACAAAUAAAGUAAGAGGAUGCUAGUUCUAUUUGCUGUGAAUGAUUGAGAUAUGGUCGGGUAUAGUUUGAAUAUUUCACAUAAGUCAACGCGUUUCCGUAGUUACACAAUCUUUUUUUUGUAAUUGUAGUUUUCAAACAACCUUCAGGAUUUUAACAUUACAUCUUGCACCAUUGUUUUAUUUUAUUAGAGGCAAAUAAGACUUAUUGUUAUAGCAUUUAUUUCUAUCGAGGUUACGUAUAAUGAAGCAGGGGCGGAUCCACCGUUGUGGGCACGAUGGGCAUGCCCACAACCUUAUUAGACUUGUGACAUCACACUAGUACGGUUUUUUGAAAUCGAUAGGCUGAUGAUAACACAAGGAAACAAAAUAAGACUUUUUUUUGUUGCAUUUAAUUUUAUGACUGCUGUUUACUAAUUCGAGGUCACCAUAUUUUUUUUCUAACAGCUUUAGUUUUUGAGGCAGGUACUUUUGUGUCCCAAAACACACAAAAAUUCACACUCGCUACGCUCGCCGCUUCUUCACUUUGCGGUGGUUUAAGUCCAAUGUCGAAAACGUUAGAUUAAGUUAAAAUUGAAAGUAGAAAAGGAUAGCAUCCCCAUAACGCCCUCUUUCAGCGCUUUCUGGUUAAGAAGAAGCGGUGAAGAACAAAACAAACUUCCCAGCAACGCAGCUGUCUAUUAUAAUAAAUUAUUAUUUACAAUAAUCACUAUUUUACAUUUUUUGUUGUUUUGGUACAGGGGCACGAUUCUCCUAAUUUUACUUAAAAACAUUUGAUUUACGUUCGACUGCGAUCCAAUCCCGACUCGAUUACGAUUGAAACGUAAGUGGCAUUCCGCUAUUUUUUCUUUGAAAUAAACGAUUUAUCCUUUUCUGUCAUUCGACAGAUCGUAAUAAUGAAUCAUUUUGUCUGCAAAUUAUUAACUAUUGCAAUAUGAUUGUAGAGCAAACUACCGUAUAGACCAAAAUCACCAAAAUAGCAGACCAAUCGCACACCAAUCAAAUGUCAAUCGAAUACAAUUGGUCUUUUAUUAGUAGCAGAAUGCCCGAUAUGGUUAAAACUGCUAUUGGGAUCAUAUUGCGAUUCGAUUUCUAUUAGAUUUUGACAUUAUUAACUUAGGAGAAUCGGGGCCCUGUUUUGUUAGAAAACUCAAAAAAUUUCGCGCUCGCUGCGCUCGCGCUUUUUUCACUUAACACUGCCUGCUUUUUUACUUGUUUGGCUGAUUUCGUGUCCCAAGACUCCAAAAUUUUGCGCUCGUUACGCUCACAGCUUCUUAAUUUCACAGUACUUUUUCUAUCAUUUCCUUAGGUAUGUUUGUGGCACAAAACUUAAAAAUUUCGCGCUCGCUGCGCUUGCGCAACUUUAUACUGCUGCUACUAUUUAGCUGUGACCACAACCUUUUUUGAGGGCUGGAUCCGCGCUUGUAAUGAAGAGCCACUAUGCAAUGUGCACGUCAAGGCAAAGUCACAUUCAAUGCGCAAUUUAAUUUAUCGAUCUCCACAUAUUUCCAAUGACUAAACGAUUAUUAUAUGUAUGUGUGCUGUGUUCUGUUUAAACACCAGGAUGCAGAAUUAUAUUAAAAUUAAUGCGACUUUCAUUUGUUGCGGUCAUUCAAGAACUCUACGGAAAUGUUAACCACUUGCAAUAUUUAAAUGAUAGGUACCGGUAUUCAAUUCAGUAGAGUUUUUGUAUAACUCAAUGAAAUCAGUGUAAUAAUAAUUUUACAUACCUAAUAAAAAUAAUGUGAUUCGUUA
Molecule: messenger RNA, 3987 nt
Organism: Helicoverpa armigera (cotton bollworm)
Lineage: Eukaryota; Metazoa; Arthropoda; Insecta; Lepidoptera; Noctuidae
Gene: OstDelta
Product: dolichyl-diphosphooligosaccharide--protein glycosyltransferase subunit 2
Exons: 10
Coding region: 148-2028 (626 amino acids)
Biological process (GO): protein N-linked glycosylation
Cellular component (GO): membrane; oligosaccharyltransferase complex
Source: RefSeq, a predicted model, not a curated record